AGACCCGACCCGUAUCUCUCUUCCAACACAAAAAUUCGCCCCUUUUAAACAUAAUCUUCCUCUACCCUGUGGAAGUUCCAACAAUGGCGGUCUCAAUGAAUUCCAUAACCUGUUCCUCGUAUCUUCAUCCACCUCAGCCUUCUCUCAGCUUCGAAAACAAGGUUUUCGUUGGAUUAAGGCUUCAAUCUCCCAAUUCUUAUGGAAUUUCAAGACCUAAUUUGAGUGCUGAAUUGCACAAGAAAAUUCACAAAAGUAUUGAGCCCAGGGUUGGGAUUAAACCGGCACGCGGGCGGAUUACGAUGAUGCCGAUAGGGACACCGAGAGUGCCGUAUCGGGUUCCUGGUGAAGGGACUUGGCAGUGGGUUGAUUUGUGGAAUGCUCUUUAUCGCGAACGCGUUAUCUUUAUUGGGCAGAACAUAGACGAGGAGUUUAGUAACCAGAUACUGGCAACAAUGUUGUACCUUGAUAGCGUUGAUAAUUCGAAAAGGAUGUAUAUGUAUAUUAAUGGCCCUGGUGGAGAUCUGACUCCAAGCAUGGCCAUAUAUGACACUAUGCAAAGCUUGCAAAGUCCGAUCGGCACCCACUGUGUCGGUUAUGCUUAUAAUCUGGCUGGCUUUCUUCUUGCAGCCGGAGAAAAGGGUCAAAGAUUCGCGAUGCCUCUUUCAAGAAUUGCGUUAGAGUCACCGGCUGGAGCGGCUCGUGGUCAGGCUGAUGAUAUUCAAAAUGAGGCGAAUGAGCUUUUAAGAAUUAGAGAUUAUCUUUUCAAGGAAUUGGCUCAAAAGACGGGUCAACCAGUGGAGCAGGUUCACAAGGACUUGAGUCGGAUUAAGCGGUUCAAUGCUCAGGAAGCUUUGGAUUAUGGACUCAUUGACCGGAUCGUUAGACCUCCCCGUAUAAAAGCUGAUGCGCCACGCAAAGAAGCUGGUACAGGUCUCGGUUAGAGUACGUGUCAUUAAAAACUUUUCAUUUGUGCUUUGUGGUAUUUUAGAAUUAUUAUUAUUAUAUGUCUAAAGGAAAAGUAUCAUCAAACUGUCAAGAACUUUUUUGAGCUUAAAUAGACCAUCUGUUUUUUUUUUU
Messenger RNA from Helianthus annuus (common sunflower), 1077 nucleotides. RefSeq names its product ATP-dependent Clp protease proteolytic subunit-related protein 2, chloroplastic. Bases 84 to 941 code for a protein of 285 amino acids. Gene Ontology annotation, biological process: protein quality control for misfolded or incompletely synthesized proteins. The transcript is spliced from 9 exons. Gene Ontology annotation, molecular function: ATPase binding; ATP-dependent peptidase activity; serine-type endopeptidase activity. Lineage: Eukaryota; Viridiplantae; Streptophyta; Magnoliopsida; Asterales; Asteraceae. The record is from RefSeq and is a predicted model, not a curated record. Gene Ontology annotation, cellular component: endopeptidase Clp complex.